This is a messenger RNA of Penicillium atrosanguineum, 747 nucleotides long. RefSeq names its product putative Phosphoserine phosphatase. The record is from RefSeq and is a predicted model, not a curated record. Gene Ontology annotation, cellular component: cytoplasm. Lineage: Eukaryota; Fungi; Ascomycota; Eurotiomycetes; Eurotiales; Aspergillaceae. The coding region runs from base 1 to 747 and encodes 248 amino acids. The transcript is spliced from 5 exons. Gene Ontology annotation, molecular function: magnesium ion binding; phosphatase activity. Gene Ontology annotation, biological process: L-serine biosynthetic process; dephosphorylation.
AUGGGGUCCGUCGCUCUUCCAUACAUGGAGACCAAGCCGCGAUUGGUCUUCUUCACCGACUUCGACGGCACUAUCACAAUUGACAAUCUCGGUUUCGGCGCCGAGCGCCGCAAGGCAUUGAACGAGCGGGUUCUCGACGAGACUCUGGGUUUCCGGGAUGCUUUCCGCGAAAUGCUCGACAGCAUCAAGACCCCGUUCAACGAGUGUAUCGAGAUCCUGAAGAAGAACAUGAAGCUGGACCCAUACUUUCAGAAGUUUUACUACUGGGCCAAGGAGAACAACGUGCCCAUCGUCAUUCUGUCCGGAGGCAUGCGCCCCGUCAUUCUCGCCUUGCUGGAAGAGUUCCUGGGCCACAAGAUCGACAGCCAUGUUUACGUCGUUUCCAACCAAGUCGUCAGCCGGGAUGGCAAGGACAUCAACAGCGAGGGAGGCUGGAAGAUUGAAUUCCACGAUGAGAGCCACUUCGGCCACGACAAGUCUCUGGAGAUCAAGCCGUACGCUGCUUUGAAUGAUGACGAGCGCCCGAUUCUUCUGUACGCAGGUGAUGGUGUUUCCGACCUCUCGGCCGCUGCUGAGACCAACCUCCUGUUUGCCAAGGAGGGCAAAGACCUUGUGACCUUCUGCGAGCGCCGUGGUAUUGCCUACACCACUUUCCAGAACUGGUCCACCAUCCUGUCGACCACCCAAGACAUUCUUUCUGGCAAGGUGACUCCCAGUCAGGUGGCCAUCCGACCCAAGAGUGCGUAA